Molecule: messenger RNA, 1999 nt
Organism: Juglans microcarpa x Juglans regia
Lineage: Eukaryota; Viridiplantae; Streptophyta; Magnoliopsida; Fagales; Juglandaceae
Product: alpha-1,6-mannosyl-glycoprotein 2-beta-N-acetylglucosaminyltransferase
Exons: 1
Coding region: 595-1887 (430 amino acids)
Biological process (GO): oligosaccharide biosynthetic process; protein N-linked glycosylation
Cellular component (GO): Golgi membrane; Golgi stack
Molecular function (GO): alpha-1,6-mannosylglycoprotein 2-beta-N-acetylglucosaminyltransferase activity
Source: RefSeq, a predicted model, not a curated record
CUGAAGUCUCUAGCUCUUUGAUUAGACCCGGGAUCGAACUAACUCCACAUCCAAGUUUUCAACUUUUGAAGCCGAAGCAAAGGGAAAAGUCAUCCGAAAGGAAAUUUCCUCCCAUUUACUUCUCUGUUCUUCUGUUGGCUCUUCGGUUCUUCAAGUCCGUCAACUGUCCAAUAAAGUCCGUUGAUCUCAAAUGUUUUCAACUUUCUGAAACAACCCACCCGGUGUUCCCUGUUUUUUCCACCAAGGUUUUGCUAUACUUCUAUGGCAAAACCCUGAUCCGUGGAAGCCUGUUGAAUCGCAGCAACGAGGGGGCACGAGUUUCGGUUCUUUCAGUCUAAACGAGCUCUGGAUGCUUCAGUUUCAGUUUGGGGGCUGUAAUAGAGGUUUUUGAUACUUACCCUGUUACUUUCCUUUCUGUUCUCAAAUGGGUUGGUGCAGUUUUUGAUGUUGGACUCUAAUUUAGAAUCAAGUUUUGGUUUUUCUUCAUUGGAGAAUGUUGGUGGCUUUUGUUUCUCUGAGCUCUAAGUCUAUGGAUGCUGUAAUCGUACAGUCCAUGGAACCUAUUUGACACUGUGUUAUUAGUGACUUAAUUUUAUGGCUACUAACAAGAAACCCCAUCUCAAGAUUGCGGCCUUCCGCCGUUUCUUAUCUAUAGUUGUUAUCACAUUGUUAGGGGUUUUGUUACUGAUAUUUCUUCUUGGUACAAAUUCAACUUCAAUUUUUAAUUCACGACCUUCGGAUGAAAUAGAUGAAGAUAGUUAUAGUUUUUCACAUUCUAGAGGAAAAAUUGAUCUCCCUAAACAAAAUAAGCUGUCGAUUCAAUUGGAGAAGCGAAACCAGUUGCCACCAAGAAAUGUAGAUCUAUAUCCGAGUCUAGCCAAGGAUCAUAUAACUAUUGUACUCUAUGUACAUAACCGUCCCCAAUAUCUCCGUGUGGCUGUGGAGAGCCUGUCCCAAGUGGUGGGAAUAAGUGAAACUCUACUGAUAGUUAGCCAUGAUGGGAACUUUGAAGAGAUGAACAAGAUCGUCGAGAAGAUCAAAUUUUGUCAGGUGAAACAGAUAUUUGCUCCUUACUCUCCCCAUAUCUUUCAUAAAAGCUUUCCAGGAGUCUCAACGAAUGACUGUAAGGAUAAAGAUGACGCAGCAAGGAAGCAUUGUAAAGGGAGCCCUGAUCAGUAUGGAAACCAUCGAUCACCAAAGAUUGUAUCGUUAAAGCAUCACUGGUGGUGGAUGAUGAACACAGUGUGGGAUGGAUUGAAGGAAACCCAAGGACACUCAGGUCAUGUUCUUUUUAUAGAGGAGGACCACUUCAUAUUUCCCAAUGCAUAUCGCAAUUUACAGAUACUUACAGAGUUGAAGCCUCAUAAAUGCCCUGAUUGUUAUGCUGCAAAUUUAGCACCUUUGGAUGUGAAUUCAAGGGGAGAGGGGUGGGAUAUUUUGGUUGCAGAGAAAAUGGGGAAUGUGGGUUAUUCCUUUAAUCGUACUGUUUGGAGGAAAAUCCAUAAGAAGGCUAGAGAAUUUUGUUUCUUUGAUGACUACAAUUGGGAUAUAACAAUGUGGGCAACUGUUUACCCAUCAUUUGGUGGCUCUGUUUACACAUUACGAGGGCCUAGGACCAGUGCAGUUCACUUUGGGAAGUGCGGUCUCCAUCAGGGCCAGGGAGAGAAUAAUGCUUGCAUUGACAAUGGUGUGGUAAAACUUGAUGUGCAAGAGAUUGAUAAAGUUGCUAAUAUCAAAUCUGAAUGGGAAGUGCAUGUUCAUAAGCUUCAGUCUGGAUAUAAAGCUGGCUUCAAGGGUUGGGGAGGUUGGGGAGAUGAGAGGGACCGCCAGUUGUGCUUAAAUUUUGCUCGCAUGUAUCAUGCCAUAGACACCGCCUCUGCUUUCUGAAGAGUAGGCAUUACGACCUUUUUAUUUUUUCCAACUGUUGUAACUGAUGAGGUCUGGGUUGUUUUUGUUUAGUCAUUUAAAAAUAGCAAUAGCUGAUGUUUUUUGUUUGCAA